AAACUGAAGUCUGACCUGAAGGAGAAGUUCCAGUGUGUGUUUGAGGGGAUCGCUAAAGCAGGAAACCCAACCCUUCUGAACCAGAUCUACACAGAGCUCUACAUCACAGAGGGAGGGACUGGAGAGGUCAAUGAUGAACAUGAGGUCAGACAGAUUGAAGCAGCAUCCAGGACGCCACACAGACCAGAGACCACCAUCAGACAAGAAGACCUCUUUAAAGGCCCACCUGGAAGAGAUCAACCAAUCAGAGCAGUGCUGACAAAGGGAGUGGCUGGCAUCGGGAAAACAGUCUUAACACAGAAGUUCACUCUGGACUGGGCUGAAGACAAAGACCACCAGGACAUCCAGUUCACAUUCCCCUUCACUUUCAGAGAGCUGAAUGUGCUGAGAGAGAGAAAGUUCAGCUUGGUGGAACUUGUUCAUCACUUCUUUACUCAGACCAGAGAAGCAGGACUCUGCAGGUUUGAAGAGUUCCAGGUUGUGUUCAUCUUUGACGGUCUGGAUGAGUGUCGACUUCCUCUGGACUUCACCAACAAUCAGAUCCUGACUGAUGCUACAGAGUCCACCUCAGUGGAUGUGCUGCUGACAAACCUCAUCAGGGGGAACCUGCUCCCCUCUGCUCGCCUCUGGAUAACCACACGACCUGCAGCAGCCAAUCAGAUCCCUCCUGAGUGUGUUGACAUGGUGACAGAGGUCAGAGGGUUCACUGACCCUCAGAAGGAGGAGUUCUUCAGGAAGAGAUCCAGAGACCAGGAGCAGGCCAGCAGUUUCAUCUCCCACAUCAAGACAUCCCGAAGCCUCCACAUCAUGUGCCACAUCCCGGUCUUCUGCUGGAUCACUGCUACAGUUCUGGAGGAUGUGCUGAAGACCAGAGAGGGAGGAGGGCUGCCCAGGACCCUGACUCAGAUGUACAUCCACUUCCUGGUGGUCCAGUCCAAACUGAAGAGCAUCAAGUAUGAUGGAGGAUCUGAGACUGAUCCACUCUGGAGCCCAGAGAGCAGGGAGAUGAUCCAGUCUCUGGGAAAACUGGCUUUUGAUCAGCUGCAGAAAGGAAACCUGAUCUUCUAUGAGUCCGACCUGACAGAGUGUGGCAUCAAGAUCAAGGAAGCCUCAGUGUACUCAGGAGUGUUCACACAGAUCUUCAGAGAGGAGAGAGGACUGUACCAGGACCAGGUGUUCUGCUUCAUCCACCUGAGUGUUCAGGAGUUUCUGGCUGCUCUUCAUGUCCAUCUGAUCUUCACCAACUCUGGACUCAACCUGAUGGAAGAAGAACCAACGUUCCGGAUCUCUAGAAUCUGUGGAGGCAAACCUGAACUGAACCGUCUCCAUCAGAGUGCUGUGGACCAGGCCUCACAGAGUCCAAACGGACACCUGGACUUGUUCCUGCGCUUCCUCCUGGGUCUUUCACUGCUGACCAAUCAGACUCUCCUGGGAGGUCUGCUGACACAGACAGGAAGUAGCUCACAGACCAAUCAGAAAACAGUCCAGUACAUCAAGAAGAAGAUCAGUGAGGAUCUGUCUGCAGAGAGAAGCAUCAACCUGUUCCACUGUCUGAAUGAACUGAAUGACCGGUCUCUGGUGGACCAGAUCCAACAGUCCCUGAGAUCAGGAUGUCUCUCCACAAAGAAACUGUCUCCUGCUCAGUGGUCAGCUCUGGUCUUCAUCUUACUGUCCUCAGAGAAAGAUCUGGACGUGUUUGACCUGAAGACAUACUCUGCUUCAGAGGAGGCUCUUCUGAGGCUGCUGCCAGUGAUCAAAGCCUCCAACAAAGCUCAGCUGAGUGGAUGUAACCUGUCAGAGAGGAGCUGUGCUUCUCUGGCCUCAGUCCUCAGCUCACAGUCCUCCAGUCUGAGAGAGCUGGACCUGAGUAACAACAACCUGCAGGAUUCAGGACUGGAGCUAUUGUCUACCGGACUGAAGAGUCCACAUUGUAACCUGGAAACUCUUAGGUUUACUGGAUGUCACCUGUCAGAGAAGAGCUGUGCUUCUCUGGCCUCAGUCAUCAGCUCACAGUCGUCCAGUCUGAUGGAGCUGGACCUGAGUAACAACGACCUGCAGGAUUUAGGACUGGAGCUUCUGUCUGCUGGACUGCAGAGUCCACAUUGUAAACUGGAAACUCUCAGACUGUCAGGAUGUCUGAUCACAGAGAGGGGCUGUGCUUCUCUGGCCUCAGCUCUGAGGUCCAACCCCUCCCACCUGAGAGAGCUGGACCUGAGCUACAAUCAUCCAGGAGACUCAGGAGUCCAGCUGCUGUCUGCUGGACUGGAGGAUCCACACUGCAGACUGGUUACACUGAGGGUGGACCAUGGUGGAGAGCAGAGGUUAAAACCUGGACUGAAGAAGUAUGUCUGUAAACUCACUCUGGAUUCAAACACAGCACACAGACAGCUCAGACUGUCUGAAGACAAGAAGGAGGUGACACGUGUGGGAGAGGAUCAGUCAUAUCCUGAUCAUCCAGACAGAUUUGACUACUAUCCUCAGCUGCUGUGUAGAGAUGGUCUGACUGGUCUCUGUUACUGGGAGGUUGAAUGUAGAGGAGGGGUUAAUAUAUCAGUGAGUUACAGAGGAAUCAGAAGGAAAGGAGACAGUUAUGACUGUCUGUUUGGAUUUAAUGAUCCGUCCUGGAGUCUGUUCUGCUCUGAUGAACGUUACUAUGUCCGUCACAAUAACAAAAUAAAAGCCCUCCCUCUCUCCCGGUCCUCUGACUCUCACAGAGUAGCAGUGUAUGUGGACUGUCCUGCUGGCACUCUGUCCUUCUACAGAGUCUCCUCUGACUCUCUGAUCCACCUCCACACCUUCAGAACCUCCUUCACUGGACCUCUGUAUCCUGGGUUUAGGUUGAGCUCUUACUGUUCAUCAGUGUGUGUGUGAUCCAGGCAUGGACAGGCCAUCUGGCGU
Molecule: messenger RNA, 2898 nt
Organism: Notolabrus celidotus (New Zealand spotty)
Lineage: Eukaryota; Metazoa; Chordata; Actinopteri; Labriformes; Labridae
Product: NLR family CARD domain-containing protein 3-like
Exons: 6
Molecular function (GO): protein binding
Source: RefSeq, a predicted model, not a curated record